CUUACCUCUCGUUACCAAAUUCUGAAGCUUUCUGGUUGUUGCUGCCCCAGACCUCCGUGUAGUGCGUGUAUUUGGAUUACCGAAACCGCGAAAAGGCUCCCCUUAAAUUUGGAGCAAUCAGAGCUGUGUGUUCGUGUUGAGAUCUAGUGCAAUCAAUGGCGCUGGUUGUGAUUUGUGGGCAGCCCUGUAGUGGGAAAUCGACAGCUGCAAAGGCCCUAGCCGAAGCCCUGAGGGAUUCUGAAUGGAAGCAGACUGUGAGGAUUGUCGACGAGGCUUCGUUCCAUCUUGACCGGAAUCAGAACUAUGCUAACAUGCCUGCGGAGAAGAACCUUAGGGGAGUGCUUAGGUCAGAAGUUGAUAGAUCGGUUUCAAGACACAGCAUCCUUGUCGUGGAUUCAUUGAACAACAUCAAGGGUUACAGAUACGAAUUAUGGUGCCUUGCUCGUGCCACCGGUAUUAGAUACUGUGUUCUGUACUGUGAUGUGGAUGAAGACCAUUGCAGACGGUGGAAUAAGGAACGCAGAGAGAAAGGUGAGGAGGCAUCAUACGACGAGAACAUAUUUGAAGAUUUGGUGAGGAGAUUCGAGAAACCCGAAAGAAGAAACCGAUGGGAUUCUCCUCUGUUCGAGCUAAACCCCUCUAGAGAUGGAAUUGACAAAGCCUCUCCUGCUAUUACAGAUGCAGUGGCAUAUUUAACCAAGACAGUUGAUUCCAAAACCCAUGACGUGAAAAUCCUCCAACCCACUAUUGCUACUCAAACCACGAGAUUCUCGGAAGCGAAUUCUCUGUAUGAGUUGGACAAGGCUACUCAAGAAAUCAUCAACGCGAUCGUGGAAGCACAGGCACUUGGUGGGUCAGUGAACAGAGUUUCAUUAGGACAAGGGCUAUCUUCAGUUACCAUCUCUAGACCGGUCGGGUUACCAGAGCUCAGGAGGUUAAAGAGAACGUUUGUUAAGUUGACAGGUCAAACGAGCUUGAGCGGGCCACCUCCUCCAUCAGAUGCAGACAGUGCAAAGAGAAUGUUUGUGGAUUACUUGAACAGAGAGCUUGGAGGUAGUGCUUGAAUUGAUGAUGAGAAAUAUAUACACUUCCUCUUUGAUCUUUUGCAGCCUUUAACCUCAUUUUCUGGAUUAAAUUAUGGGCAAAAAUUGUUUUUUUUUGUCUGGUUAUUGUCUCUGAAGCUAAUGAUGUUGUACCGAUAACAUAAGAGAUAUGGUUCUAAGCUUUGUUCCCGUGAGUGUUGUAAUUAGAGCUGGGCGUUUCAGAUAGUUCGGUUUCGGUUUAGGAAUGAUUCUGUUUGGUUCUUUCGGUUUUACAAAACUAUGUACGGUUAUUAUAUCA
This is a messenger RNA of Tarenaya hassleriana, 1341 nucleotides long. RefSeq names its product protein KTI12 homolog. Lineage: Eukaryota; Viridiplantae; Streptophyta; Magnoliopsida; Brassicales; Cleomaceae. The record is from RefSeq and is a predicted model, not a curated record. Bases 156 to 1064 code for a protein of 302 amino acids. The transcript has 2 exons.